Molecule: messenger RNA, 573 nt
Organism: Cyclocybe aegerita
Lineage: Eukaryota; Fungi; Basidiomycota; Agaricomycetes; Agaricales; Hemipholiotaceae
Source: the annotation of a GenBank genome assembly
AUGGGAACGACGUCCCGCGGCCCCUCGAUAGGCUCGACUAAUCCUGAUGACUCGGACAGGUUCACACAUCUGACCCCAUCUGGAUAUCCAGGUUUCGUUGGUUCGAAUUGGUUCGACAAUUAUAGGGACAACAUCAGGACGCUACUACGUUCCUUCAUCGCGCCAUAUACUUCCUUCAUUGACCGGCGGAUCCAGGCAGCCCAGCUUCUUUCACCCGGAACUGCAUCGACAGUGCCGGAUUUCCCCAAUGAAAUCCUACUGCACUGUUUCACAUUCAUGACACUCGAGUCGCUCAUCGCCUCUCGAUGCGUCGGCACCGUCAUAAAUACAUCCUACUUUCUCGAGACCCGCCCAUCUCGACCCGACAUUCGACCGCGAGGCGUACAUUGCUGCCUUGGAUGCACAAGUGUCGACGUCCAUGUUCCGCCAGCCUUCCGUCUGCUCGUCCUCGAAUCGCCUGCACUCGCCGUUAUAGUCCCUCUGCCUCGGGCUUCCGUUCCUCGACUGUCGCAAAUAGAACGAGUGCAGUUGGGCUACCCCAGGGUUGCGUUUGUCUCUGCAGUACUCCUCUGA